UUACUAAAAAUUGAAUAUAUAUAUGGUAUAAAAACAGAAAAAAUGUCGGACGUUGGUUGCAUUUCACUAGCUGACGUGAUCGAUGGGCAAUUACGAUUUAAUCAUGAUAAUUUAGCAACAUUUUUUGAUUUGGAAAUGUUCAAAGACAAGCCGAUUUGUAUCGUUUCAAUCGCAGGAGCAAUGAAGACGGGGAAAUCUUUCAUGUUGACUUAUUUCCAACGAUAUAUAAAUUCGAGAGGGUGGGAAAACCAAAGCUGGAUUGACGAUGAUCAGAAAUUUGCAACUGAUGGAUUCCACUGGAGAUGUGGUAUAGAACCAGACACCCAAGGAAUCAAUGUUUGGGGCACACCCUACUUGGUAAAAAGAUCAGACGGCAAAGAGGUUGCUGUGGUGCUAAUGGACACCCAAGGACUAUUUGACCUCUAUACAACUAAGGAGGAUAAUGUCAAGCUCUUUACUUUGAGCGUCCUUGCAAGUUCUAUUCAGAUUUUGAAUAUAAAGGAUUUAAUUCUUAAGACAGAUUUGGAGAACCUUCAUUUCUGUGUGGAGUUUGCAAAAAUUGCUUCGAGCAAAAAGAGCACUGAACGUAUACAGCUGCAGUCACUUCUGUUGCUCAUAAGAGAUUGGAAACCUGCAAAUAGUAAACCCUAUGGGUUCAGCGGUGGUAAAUCAUAUCUUGAUGGAGUAUUGGCAGAAAAAAAAGGCAAGGCAAAGGAGCUCAAUGAAGUGCGAAAUUUUCUCCACGAAACAUUUAAAGAUCUCCAAUGUUUCUUAAUGCCGAAUCCAGGACCAAAAGCUAUAAAGAGUAAUUUUGAUGGAAGAAAUGAUGAAUUAGAUGGUGACUUUUUAGAUGAAGUUAAAAUUUUCUGUGAAAGCAUCCUUCAUCCCGACAAACUGGUGAUAAAAAUGAGCGGGAACGAGCAGAUGUCUGCCCGCAAACUUGCUUAUACACUUGCUGCUUGUGAUGAAAUAUUUUUAGGUGGUAAAUUGCCACUAGUUGAAACACUUGUUGAGACACUCGCAAAAGCACAUUACGAAUCUGCUUUUCAAGAUUGCAUUGAUCUAUAUAAGGGAAAAAUGAAGGUUCUACUAGAUGGAAGUGGGAUCCCAACAAUUGACCAAGUUGAGAAAGUGCACGAGGAAUCAUUUAAAGAGGCGAUUAAAAAGUACAAAUUAGUUGAAAAAGUCGGAUCAGAGAAAUACAGAAAACAAUUCAAAAAGUAUUUAAAGGAACAGUGCAACUGGUGGAAGGUUGAAACGAAACUGGGAGAUUCAUACCUCAGUCCAAAAGAAUUGGAGAAUCUACAUCAUGAAGUUGCAGACCCACUGGUGGAAGAUAUUUCAGUGGAAUUGCAAAACAGUGCUGCAAUUUUGCACGAUGCAUUCAUUGAAAUGAAAAAAAUAAAUGAAGAGAAUAAAAAGAAGAGGAAUAUAAAGAUAGCAAUGGGUGCAGGUGUAGGUGUCGCAGCGUGUGCAGGUGUAGUAGGUGUCGCAGCGUGUGCAGGUACCGCAGUGACUGUAGGUGUAAUUGCAGGUGCUGUUCUGGGUGUAAGUUGCAUAAUAGCUGUAGAAGUUGCAAUUGUUAAACGUGUGUGGGGUAUGGUGAUGUCCGCAACGUCAACGGAGGGAUCAAAGAUCAAAUCAAGUGAAGGAAAAACAAUGACUCAGUGA
This is a messenger RNA of Styela clava, 1671 nucleotides long. The record is from RefSeq and is a predicted model, not a curated record. NCBI's taxonomy places the organism in Eukaryota, Metazoa, Chordata, Ascidiacea, Stolidobranchia, Styelidae.